UCAAGAGACAGCGUCCCGAGCAAGCACUUAGAGCUUGGUGCCGUACGACCCGCAGAACUGCCACAAUCAUGAGCCCUCACGCCAACUCGGAAGCUAUCGAUAGCUACAGCCCUCCUCCAGUCAAGGCUGCGAUACCAUCAAGACUAUAUGCCAUUGCAGACACACCUAAAGUGUCCAGCCUGGCAAACAUCUGCGACCGAUCUGUUACGACCAAGAAUUACCCUCUGGCGUCUGAAGUGCAGAAGAACAUUCCGAUUUACAACCUAGCCAAGUAUAAUUCCGACAAGACAGCCGCGAACAACCUUCAAGACGAAUGGUACGAAGUUUUAGCCAAUGGACCCGGUGUUUUUGUAGUACAGAACAUGUACAGCGACCAACCCUUACUCGACGAGACCAACGAAGCCUUCCACCAGAUUAUCGAAAGAGAGAAGUCGCAUACCAAAGGUGAUCACUUCGCCGCUGGUGGAAAGAACGACCGGAUCUGGAACUCAUUCAGCAAACACGGCUUACAAGACCCUUCUUCUUUCGUCAAAUACUAUUCGAACCCUUGGCUAGCCCGAGUCUGCGAGGCAUGGCUGGGACAGCAGUAUCGUGUCACAGCUCAGACCAACAUUGUCAAGCCAGGAGGAGCAGCGCAAGUGAGCCAUCGCGAUUAUCAUCUAGGCUUCCAGACUGCAGAAGGCUGCUCUAGAUUCCCCAGAGGCAUGCAACACGCCAGUCAAUUCUUAACACUACAGGGCGCUGUAGCGCAAAGCGACAUGCCACUAGAGAGUGGUCCGACUCGCUUCCUUCCAUUCAGCCAGAAGCUUGAUUCAGGAUUCAUGGCCUACCGACUGCCUGAAUUUGAUCAAUAUUUCAAUGAGAACUGGGUGUCCCUACCAUUGAGAAAAGGUGAUGGUGUCUUCUUCAACCCAGCGCUCCAUCAUGCCGCCGGCAACAACACAUCUCAGGUCGAUCGAAGUGCAAACCUGCUCCAAAUUAGCAGCGCUUUUGGAAAACCAAUGGAACAGAUUGACGCAAUCCCACUUGUCAAGGUGUGCUGGCCAGAGAUUCAACAGCUGUACAAGGCCGAAGGACUUUCCGAUCGUGUCGAAACUGUCAUUGCGGCGAUUGGUGAAGGCUAUCCUUUCCCGACAAAUCUUGAUAACAGACCUCCUGCUCCUAAUGGCAUGGCACCCGCCAACGAGCAGGAUGUGAUACGCGAGGCGAUCACGUCCAACUGGGACACAGAGAAGAUAGUGUCAGCGCUGACGCAGAUGAGAGUCGACGGUCGGCCGUAGAUUGCAAGAUGCUUUGGCUGAAGCAUCAAUAGCAUAGUUGCAUGGUGAUAUGAGGCAGAUAGCUCGAAGCAAACACCCUGAUGAUCUUCUCGAAACCCAC
Molecule: messenger RNA, 1380 nt
Organism: Aureobasidium pullulans EXF-150
Lineage: Eukaryota; Fungi; Ascomycota; Dothideomycetes; Dothideales; Saccotheciaceae
Product: PhyH-domain-containing protein
Exons: 1
Coding region: 69-1280 (403 amino acids)
Biological process (GO): fatty acid alpha-oxidation
Molecular function (GO): phytanoyl-CoA dioxygenase activity
Source: RefSeq, a predicted model, not a curated record